AUGGUCAAUUUGGCACCUGACCUGGAGGGCGAAAUUUCGCGUUCCUUGCAAAAUUGUUCAUUAAAGAGCAUUGAUCUCGGAGGAAACAAACUAUCUGGAAAGUUGCCCUCAUGGUUAGGAGAGACUAUAAGUGAACUGUGGAUGCUACAAUUGCAAUCAAACUCUUUUAACAGAAUCAUCCCUCAGCAAUGGUGCAAUUUUCCAAAUCUUCACAUCUUAGAUCUUGUAGAGAACAAUAUUUCAGGUAUUUUUGACCAUGUUAAUGUCAUUGAUCUUUCUCCAAACAAUCUAAUGGAUGAAAUUCCCGAAGAUAUCACAAGGCUCAUUGAGUUAGGAACCUUAAAUUUUUCAUGGAAUCAGCUAACAGGAAACAUCCCUGAGAAAAUUGAAAGCUUAAGAUUGUUGGAAACACUUGAUCUUUCAAGAAGAAUCCGAUCAGGAAACCAACUCCAAGCACUCGAUGAUUCAUCUAUUUAUUCAAACAACCCUUUAUUGUGUAGGUUUCUUCUUUCCACCAAAUGCCUGGGCGAUGAAGAUCAUACAUCUAAUUCAUCUACUUUUGAUGGAGGCGGCUUAAAAGACAGUGGUGUUGAGAAUGAUAAUAAAAUGCUUUGGUUCUAUAUUAGCAUGGAAUUUGGGUUCCUUUUGGGACUUUGUGGUGUUUGCUUCACUUUAUGGAUCAAAGAGUCAUGGAGAAAAGCUUAUUUUUAG
Molecule: messenger RNA, 711 nt
Organism: Camellia sinensis
Lineage: Eukaryota; Viridiplantae; Streptophyta; Magnoliopsida; Ericales; Theaceae
Source: RefSeq, a predicted model, not a curated record